Molecule: messenger RNA, 2685 nt
Organism: Nakaseomyces glabratus
Lineage: Eukaryota; Fungi; Ascomycota; Saccharomycetes; Saccharomycetales; Saccharomycetaceae
Gene: RNR1
Product: ribonucleotide-diphosphate reductase subunit RNR1
Biological process (GO): deoxyribonucleotide biosynthetic process; DNA replication
Cellular component (GO): ribonucleoside-diphosphate reductase complex
Molecular function (GO): ATP binding; ribonucleoside-diphosphate reductase activity, thioredoxin disulfide as acceptor
Source: RefSeq, a predicted model, not a curated record
AUGUAUGUGUAUAAGAGAAGUGGCCGUAAAGAGCCUGUCAAGUUUGACAAGAUCACAGCACGUAUCUCCAGACUCUGUUAUGGUCUAGAUCCACGUAUCGAUGCUGUUAAGGUCACCCAGAGAAUCAUCUCUGGUGUCUACGAAGGUGUUACCACUGUCGAGCUGGAUAAUCUGGCUGCUGAGACAUGUGCUUACAUGACUACUAUCCACCCAGAUUACGCCACUCUGGCCGCUAGAGUCGCUAUUUCUAACUUGCACAAGCAGACCACGAAACAGUUCUCCCAAGUUGUCUCUAACUUGUACCAUUACAUCAACCCUGCCACUGGCAAGCAUGCUCCUAUGAUCAGCGAUGAGGUUUACCAAAUUGUCAUGGACAACAAGGAUGAGCUGGAUUCCGCUAUCGUUUACGACAGAGACUUCCAGUUCAACUACUUCGGUUUCAAGACUUUGGAACGUUCCUACUUGCUAAGAAUAAAUGGUGAAGUUGCUGAACGUCCUCAACAUUUGAUCAUGAGAGUUGCCUUGGGUAUCCACGGUAGAGAUCUAGAAGCUGCAUUGGAAACUUAUAACCUGAUGUCUCUAAGAUACUUCACUCACGCUUCUCCAACAUUAUUUAAUGCUGGUACUCCACACCCACAAAUGUCCUCUUGUUUCUUGGUCGCCAUGAAAGAUGACUCCAUUGAGGGUAUUUACGACACUCUAAAGGAAUGUGCUUUGAUUUCCAAGACUGCUGGUGGUAUUGGUCUACACAUUCACAACAUUCGUGCCACAGGUUCCUACAUCGCCGGUACUAACGGUACUUCCAACGGUUUGAUUCCUAUGGUCCGUGUCUUCAACAACACUGCCCGUUACGUUGACCAAGGUGGUAACAAGAGACCAGGUGCUUUUGCCCUAUACUUGGAACCAUGGCAUGCCGAUAUCUUCGACUUCAUCGAUAUCAGAAAGAACCACGGUAAGGAAGAAAUUCGUGCUAGAGAUUUGUUCCCAGCUUUGUGGGUUCCUGAUUUGUUCAUGAAGCGUGUUGAACAAAACGGUAACUGGACUUUGUUCUCCCCAAGCUCCGCUCCAGGUCUAAGCGACUGCUACGGUAAGGAAUUUGAAGAGCUUUACGAACGUUACGAAAGAGAAGGCCGUGGUAAGACUAUCAAGGCUCAAAAGCUUUGGUACUCUAUCCUGGAAGCUCAAACCGAAACUGGUACCCCAUUUAUGAUCUACAAGGAUGCCUGUAACGAAAAAUCUAACCAAAGAAACUUGGGUGUUAUCAAGUCUUCUAACUUGUGUUGUGAAAUCGUCGAAUACUCUUCUCCAGAUGAAACCGCCGUUUGUAACUUGGCUUCUAUUGCUUUGCCAGCUUUCAUUGAAACAAGUGAAGAUGGUAAGACCUCUACUUACAACUUCCAAAAGUUGCACGACAUCGCCAAGGUUAUUACCCGUAACUUGAACAAGGUUAUUGACCGUAACUACUACCCAGUUCCAGAGGCCAAGAACUCUAACAUGAGACACAGACCUAUUGCUCUUGGUGUCCAAGGUUUAGCUGAUACUUUCAUGUUGUUGCGUUUGCCAUUCGACUCUGAGGGUGCCGCUAAGCUAAACAUCCAAAUCUUCGAAACCAUCUACCACGCCUCCUUGGAAGCUUCUUGUGAAUUGGCCCAAAAGGAUGGUCCAUACCAAUCUUACCAAGGCUCUCCAAUCUCUAAGGGUGUCUUCCAAUUCGACAUGUGGAAUGCUAAGCCAUUCGGUAUGUGGGACUGGGAUGCUUUGAGAAAGGACAUCUUGAAGCAUGGUGUCAGAAACUCUUUGACUAUGGCCCCAAUGCCAACUGCUUCCACUUCCCAAAUUUUGGGUUACAACGAAUGUUUCGAGCCAGUUACUUCCAACAUGUACUCUCGUCGUGUUCUAUCUGGUGAGUUCCAAGUCGUUAACCCAUACUUGUUGCGUGACUUGGUUGACUUGGGUAUCUGGGAUGAAGGUAUGAAGCAACACAUUAUUACACAAAAUGGUUCCAUUCAAAACCUACCAAACAUUCCUCAAGAAUUGAAAGAUCUUUACAAGACUGUUUGGGAAAUCUCACAAAAGACCAUUAUCAACAUGGCUGCUGACCGUUCUGUCUACAUCGAUCAAUCUCAUUCUUUGAACUUGUUCUUGCAAGCUCCAACCAUGGGUAAGAUCACCAGUAUGCACUUCUACGGUUGGAAGAAGGGUUUGAAGACCGGUAUGUACUACCUAAGAACUCAAGCUGCCUCUGCCGCCAUUCAAUUCACUAUCGAUCAAUCUGUUGCUCAACAAGCUGCAAACAAUAUCGCCGACUUGUCCAACUUGAAGAGACCAUCUUAUGUUGAAAGUGAGCCAUCCUAUGUUCCAAGCGACUUUAAGGCUGACUGGGAAAACAUCAAGCCAUCCAAGAUUACCUACUCCGAAACCGAAGAUGAAUCUAGAAACGUUUCUCUAACACCAUCUGCUUCUUCUUCAAAUGACGACUUGAGCAGCAGUGUCGGUUCAUUGAAGAUCUCUGAACACCCAGCUACUCCAGUUUCAUCAACCACCACAAACAUUCCAGUUAAGGAAGACAAGAAAGAAGUUGCCCCAGAAGCUGAAGAUGCCGAAUCCGAGUUUGACAUCUACAACUCUAAGGUCAUUGCCUGUGCCAUCGACAAGCCAGAAGCUUGUGAAAUGUGCUCUGGUUAA